Messenger RNA from Seriola aureovittata, 7368 nucleotides. Its product is annotated as RNA binding protein fox-1 homolog 3-like. The record is from RefSeq and is a predicted model, not a curated record. Gene Ontology annotation, molecular function: mRNA binding. The transcript has 17 exons. The coding region runs from base 857 to 2002 and encodes 381 amino acids. Gene Ontology annotation, biological process: regulation of alternative mRNA splicing, via spliceosome; nervous system development. Gene Ontology annotation, cellular component: nucleus; cytoplasm. NCBI's taxonomy places the organism in Eukaryota, Metazoa, Chordata, Actinopteri, Carangiformes, Carangidae.
GUCGUGAGGCAGCCAGCGAGCCUGUGCGUUGUGCGCCGUAGGAAUCCGCGCGACUGAGUCUUGAGGCGUUUCAAUCGGAGACACCGGCAGACCGACUGGGGCGCAGGCAGCCCGCCGCCCUGACACCGCCGAGACUGACGCUCCCUCUCCCGGACUGACAGGCCAAUCGCAGGCCACCGCUCGCCCUCCCUCCAUCCUCAGCACGCUCUCUCUCUCUCUCUCUCUUUCUCUCUCACUCACACACACACUCCCUCCUCCUCCUCUUCUUUCUCCCUCUCUCACUCUGGUUUUCAUUCCUUUGCGUUCAAUCCGUGCAUUCCCUCCUCCUCCUCCUCCUCCUCCUCCUCCUCCUCCUCCUCCUUCACCACCUCACACCUUUUGGUCAGAAGAGGAAGAGGAAGCCCAGCCCAGGGAGAGACGCUGAGAGGAUGAAACUCUGACACGCCGACAGACCACAGGGAAACAAGAGCACAACUAUAAUUGCUAGAAGGAAGCGCCCAGGAAGGUCAGCCAAGAACCCCGCCGUAGGUGCCAAAGUGAAAUCUACAGGACUACAAUUACUUGGACAGACUGAGGCGGCAGAGCAAAGUGAAUGACAGUAACUGAGUGGUAUAGUGCGGUGUUGACACUGGACUUCACUCUCAGCAUCAGCAGCAACUGAUUUCUCAUCUUCCCAACACCUGCAGCCCCUGACCUCCAGCCUCUCAGACAGGUUGUAUCUGACGGAGGGACCGGUGCCGCGCUCCCAUCCCUGCGCUCCUUCAACAACAACACUGGUUGAUCAGCACCUGUGGCAGCACCAGCAGCAGCAGCGAGUCGAGUGACCCAGCUUCAGCCCGACCGGCUUUACCUGUACAUGGAGACCCCCAGCUGGGCAGGAAACACGUUGUGUAAGUCAGGAAGCAUCGCUGUCUUCGGGAACGUGGUAUACAGCGGACUGCUGAACGAUCACCUCUGGCAUUUGGGAGUGCCCCUCUUUACAAGACUGGGUAACCAAGAGGCCACUAACCCCCCAGAAGCGAUGGCCCAGCCGUACACCCCAGCCCAGUACCCACCCCCCCCACAGAAUGGUAUCCCCGCAGAGUUUGCGGCACCGCACCCGCUUCCAACACAGGACUACACCGGGCAGAGCCGGGUUCCCGAGCACGCCAUGACCCUCUACACGCCCACACAGACGCACAGCGAGCCGGCUGGCACUGACAACAGCACGCCCGCAAUCACCGCCACCACGACCGCACCGACAGAUGAUGUGACGCAAACAGAGGGCUCUCAGCAGCUCCAGCUCCAGCACUCAGACUCUUCAGAGAAGCAGCAGCCCAAAAGGUUACAUGUCUCCAACAUUCCCUUCCGCUUCCGGGACCCUGACCUAAGGCAAAUGUUUGGGCAAUUUGGAAAGAUUUUAGAUGUGGAGAUUAUCUUUAAUGAGCGAGGAUCCAAGGGCUUUGGGUUUGUAACUUUUGAAACAAGCACAGAUGCUGAUCGUGCACGGGAGAAACUAAACGGUACAAUCGUAGAGGGACGCAAAAUUGAGGUGAACAAUGCAACAGCACGAGUGAUGACAAACAAAAAAGUGGCCAACCCUUACACGAAUGGCUGGAAGCUGAAUCCAGUGGUCGGAGCUGUCUAUGGUCCUGAACUGUAUGCUGUAACAGGGUUUCCCUACCCUGCCACAGGCGCUACGGUGGCCUAUAGGGGUGCCCACUUGCGAGGUCGGGGGCGGGCUGUGUACAACACGUUCCGCACAGCUCCACCGCCACCACCCAUCCCAGCUUACGGAGCGGUUGUGUACCAAGAUGGCUUCUAUGGUGCAGAGAUCUAUGGUGGCUAUGCAGCAUACAGAUUUGCCCAGCCCACCACCACCGCUGCUUACAGUGACAGCUAUGGCAGAGUCUAUGCAACAGCAGACCCCUACCACCACACGAUUGGCCCUGCUGCCACAUACAGUGUGGGGACUAUGGCUAGCCUAUACAGAGGAGGGUACAGUCGCUUCACUCCCUACUAAAAGAAAGAAAAAAAGCGAGAAAAGACAGAGACAUUACCCCAACAAACAAACAAACAAACAAAAAAACAAUCUAAAAAAAAAAAAAAAAAAGAGACAAACACAAAACAAGCAGUCCUUGGUGGGGAGCUAAAUCAAACUAAAAGCUUCCAGGUCCCCAUGCUGAGCCCCUCCCCUGACACCCUCUCAAGCCGAUAUUUCUACAACAACCUUUUUGAUGUCAUCAUUGGUCUGCUCUUGUUUUGUAUUCAUUUUGUGCUUUUGGUUUUUCUUUUGGAAAGUUUUAUGCACAUGUGCAUUAUCUUGAUUGCUGUAUACGGGUGCUGUGUCACCAUAACCAAUGUGAGCCUACUGCAGCACGCAUGAUGCAUGCUCAGAGGUGUGUGUAUGCAGCCGCUGUCAUCUGACUAAGAAUAUACCGGGGCAUUUCUUAUAACAUAUACACACAACAAACAAACAGGAAACAUACCAGGUCUGAUCAGGUCGACUCCACCCGAGGUUAGCUCUCUAACCUCCAUCUUCCAUUUGACACGCAGAGAUAAAGAAGUCGGUUCAAACGCUGACUAACAUGCCUUGGUAAUUCUUUGUUCAAGGACAGCACUGCUCUGAUUGCUUUUAUUUUUUCUUUAAAGUGGAGUGUCCUACUGUUGUGCACUUGCAGUGGAGUCUUACAAGCUGUACUAUGUGGUAUGACAGCAUGCAGAGUAAAGGGUCACAAAGGUCAGAUCUCUGUCUUGGACUCACAAUGCUCAUACUCUGGCCCAGUCUCCUGCACAUUCUUAUAUGUUUAUAUGCAACUACUCUGCAUCGGUCCUUAUGUUUUGAGAGGAACAUUAAUGCUGGCUGGGUUACGGUCUACAUUUCAUGGAAGUACCCCCCCCCCCCUAAAAAAAGAUGAAUUUUGCAGCUGAAGUUGUAUUGGGCGGCUUCAUUAGAAUAUGUAUUGGACGGUGUUUUACAUUUUUUGUCCACACCCCAAAACCAGUAAAAUGCAGCAACAAAUUCAAAUGUCAGUGGAGACUCAGUAGCCUGUGAAUAAAAUUUAUUACAAAACUGUUUUACUGGAUAAGUGGAAUUAGUUAAAAAACUUAGGGGUUUUAUAAUCAACUAAUCAUUUAAGUCAAACAUUAAAGGUCCCAUAUUGUCCUCUUCUCCUGUGUUUUAUUUGAAGUGUUGAUCCAUAAGAAGAUAUAUUUCUCUAUGGAGCUCUAGUUACAACAGGUCAGUGAGCCAAUCAGAAAAGAGGAGGCUCUGAGCUUCUCUUUUGAUUGGCUGACAGUUUUCUGAGUGAUCCACUAGAAAUAGAGCAGAUUUCAGUUAAACACUCAGAGAAACCAAAUCCUGCAAGGUUGGAUGGUCAGUCCAGAUGGAUGGGGUUUGGGGCGUGGCUGAGAGCUGUGACUGCUUUGCUGUGACAUCACAAAGUUACAGAAGUCCUAACGGCUCAUUUUAAGGCUCAGUUUCUGAUACUUUCACAGUAUUAAUAAAGAGCCUAGACCUGCUUUAUAAUCAAACAGCACGUCACAUCUACGUUUACACAAAGUGGGACCUUUAGGGAAAAUGGCCAAAAGUUACUUGUUCCAGCUUUUCACAGUUCUGCAUCACUGUAAAUACUAUUUGAACGUUUCUAAUCACUAUUAUCUGUGAUUUCAUUAUACGAUUAGUCAUAAAAAAGAAAACAAUUAUCCAUGAAAAUAUUCAGUCAUGAGUUACAGUGCUGAACUUGACUGCUUUACAUUAUGUGUGGGUUUUUAUUUCUCCGGUCAGUCAGCAUGUUUCCCCAAAACAUGAUGGGUAAAUGCAAAAUAGUUGCAUAUUAACUUAAUUUGCAGAAGAUACGUUGCAUAUCCUCACUAAUACACCAUGGCAGAUAAACUGUCCCCGACAUUCCCCACAUCGACACACACACAUAUACACACACACACACACACACACACACACACACACACACACACACACCCAGUAAUGACACAGCACUGAGGUGGGUGAACCUGACAGAGGGCUGUUCUGCUACUUCAGUCACUGGUCUCUUUUUUAAGCAUUGCACAAAAUGUUUUACCUCAGGAUAAGCUAAACUGAAACUCACAAACUAGAAUACAAUGCUAUUCACUUCUCAGCAGGCAGGAUAGUUUCAUUUCUAACACAACCAGCAGGUUUGUCCUCUUUGCAACACAGCUUUGUAGAAGAGCUGAUUUUUGAUUUUUGUUUAAGCAGAGACCCCAAGAGAGGAUGAUAAAAUAAGACUGUACUGUUGUUCUUUAUUACAGCUACUGUAUUAUAUAUAUAUAUAUAUAUAUAUAAUAUAUAUAUAUAUAUAUAUACACAGUAUAUACAUGUGUGUAGACAUAUACUGUCAAACACAUUUUACACUGUAUACACACAUGAGUACAAUAAGAUAGUGUAUAAAAGCAGCCAGGAGUUAGGGGACACAGUGUAAAUGUGUGUAGAGUGCAGCAGUGCUCGCCUCUUAGUCCACAUACAGUCGCUGCAUUGGCUUCUAUUACAACUUUGUGCUACGUGAGCUGGAUUGAAAAGAAACUCUCUGUGUAGCUACAGUUCGCUCUCAAGAUUUCAGUGCAGCUAUGGAAAUACAACUCAAAGCUAUUGCCAAUAAUAUUUAAUUUAUAUGUACUCACAAAAGUGUUUGUGGUCUCAAAAGAAAAAUCUGUUUGUUGCACUUUAUUAUUUCUUUUUUUCUUUCUUCUCCUUCUUUUUGUUGUUGUUGUUUUUUUUCAAUCCUUUCUGAGAUGUAACAUAUUUAUAAAAGUAUCAUAUACAGCUAGUUAUGUUCAGUCAAGAUGUUAAAAUGCUAUAGAGUAAUGUUGUAUAUCAAAAAAGAGAAUUAAUUAACCCAUUAUCUCAUGAGUCAAAGAAAAUCUUUAUGUGGGUAAAGAAACAUUGUUCUUCCUUUUAUAUGCUAGUACGUACACACCGUUUGGGGUUUUUAUAUGAGUCGAAAGAAACUUUGAAUAUUAUUUUUACCAUUUUCAAAUUGGGAGAAGUGGUUUGUGCAUUUGUAGGAGUUUCUCAUACAAACUCUGCAGCAGAGUACAUGUGUGGGUGUUCAGUUAGUGACCACUAUUAGUAAACUAGACUGGAAUGACAUACAUUUUUUUCUUUUGUUUUUGUUUUCCGAUCUGAAUGUGUGUGCCUAUGUGCUAUUUACAUAUAUAUAUGCAUUAGAAUGUGUGUUUGUGUGCGUAAGAGAGAAAGAGGAAGCGAAUGAAGUUUGCUAACAUACUGUAGUUUGCAGUACGCUAACAGUUUAAUGUGACUUCACUCUACGUCCCUGCAAUAACAUCAGGAUAGUUGAACUCUGACCUCAGAUAUCAGUCAAUACAGACACCCUGAACAUGUUCCAUCGUUUCCCCAUUUCAAGUAAUGAAGAACUACUUUUACCCAUUUGGUCUCCUUAACCGUCAUCUGAGCGGAACAUGUGAAGUGAACAUGAUGAGGGAUAGGACAGGUGUGUUGAGACUAUUCAAAAAAUAUAAAGUCUGUCAAAAAACAAAGUCAAAAUUGGUGCGAUGUCUUGCAACGUAAUGAAGACAAAAAAACAACAUCACAGUGAACUACAGUCUCAAACCUGACGGUAGAAUUUACCGCAGAACUGAUGUAUUAAUCAGCUGAUUAAUCAAUCAAUAGAAAAUUGACAGUGUGGCUUAUCUGUCGAGCAUUCAUCAACUAAUGUGAAUUUCUCAUUUUAAUAUCAGAUGGUGGAAAACUAAUAUUAAUUUUUAUUUUUGCAUUCUUGAAUUAAUAAUUAAUAAUAACAGCAUGUAAUGUUCAUCUAAAAAUAUAUCAUAUUUUUAAGGGAUAUCAAAGAUGAGUGUUUAUGAGGUGAAACCUCGAGUAUAUCCACAUAAUCAUAAUCAAAUCAUUAUUCAAAGUACAGAAUAUUAAUUAAUGUGCAAAGAAAUAAAAAAUAAAACAACGAAAUAAAAUGUUCCUGCAUUGUGUUGAUUAAGAGUGCUGCUUGGCGUCUUUAAAUGGUAAACUCAGUGGCAACUUGUUGCGUUGAUAGUUUAGACAUAAAUUAUUCAAAUUUAGAUUUCGGUUCACAACGUGAAUCAAGUCCAACAUGAGCUCUCUAAUGGUUUAUCCCAAUGACAUGUGACUCAUAGCGUUCCACUCGACUUGUUCUUCAAUCCUGUAACGUUGCCAUCAGUGUUUGGGUGAUGUGAAUUACACCUUACAUUAAAGCAUUAGCACAUGUGAUGACAACAACACAACGUGAUCUGCUGGGGAGUCACAGACUCUUUGGCUGGGCAGGCUGACCAAUGGGGCAAACUUAAAGCCAGUAUUAUUUCUGUCCUCCUCAUUAACCUCCUAAAGUUUCUUCAGAAAAACAACCAUCUGCAGUUUUCUUGUGCUUCCAGAUGCAUGUGAACAUUAAAGAAAAAACAAACAAAAAAAAACAAAAUGAAGACAUAUUUGUACAUGCACAUGGCGCAUUUUCCCAAGAAAUAGUUCAUCAUGAGGAUACAUAACAGACUCAUCAUCACUAUGACACUUCUCUACUGUCAUGUUAUUACAGGGACGAGUUUGAGUAAGGUCAUCCGGAAAUGCUCCUAUCAGUCUGCACGGGUUUGUCUACAGUUUACAGAAAAAGUUCGAAAUUAGCAUUGUUUAACUGUGUCAGUGUCAGCUUAUCAAGGCUUAAAUGUUAAAGACAUAACGUGUAAAUAACUCUGGUAGUCAGUAUUGUAGAGGUCUGAGCCGUUUUAUUAUGCUUACAGUAAGUCAAAAGUAAUUUAAAUGUGAAUUUAUAGAACAGACACUUUGAUAUUUUUUGGUUUCCUUUGCUUUUGUUGUAUUCCAUAACCAGCUUAAUAUGCAACCAGACCUCUAUUUGAUCCAAAAAUCUGUUCGUACUUAUUAAUAGUAGUAUUGAGAUACGUUUACAUAUCAACAGAAAAUACUCUUUAUCCAUCAUUUAUAUUUACUACAAGUAUUCACGAAGCCCUGAUAAGCUGGCAGGUGCAUUUAUUAAUCCACCUAAAAGAUUUGUACAAAAAAGAACCAAGCAAAAAAGUUACGUACUUGUAAAUACAUUUAAAUGUAUAUACACACACACACUAUAUCGCAAUUCUCUGAGUAACUGUUUUAUAUGUAUUCCUAUAUGAAGUGGGGUUAUCUGUGUAUUUUCAAUUCAGCUGAACUUGUUCUUGAAUUGUAUGUAAUUUCUAUAAUGAGAAUAUAUUGUCUGAAAGGUGUAAAGUAAUUUUCUUUUGGAUUCAUUUCAUAGGUAAAAGUAUAUGAUUAUGAUCUUUCUUUCUUUAUUCAUGAAUUAUUUUUGUUGUCAGUAUGUGACAUAAGUAAUCUCUGAUUGUUUUGAGUGUCAGAAUAAAGCAGUUAUAAGAAGAUUA